Musa acuminata AAA Group (dessert banana) is the source of this 2135-nucleotide messenger RNA. Its product is annotated as hexokinase-2-like. Gene Ontology annotation, cellular component: cytosol; mitochondrion. Gene Ontology annotation, biological process: carbohydrate phosphorylation; glucose 6-phosphate metabolic process; glycolytic process. Lineage: Eukaryota; Viridiplantae; Streptophyta; Magnoliopsida; Zingiberales; Musaceae. Gene Ontology annotation, molecular function: fructokinase activity; glucokinase activity; D-glucose binding. Bases 336 to 1832 code for a protein of 498 amino acids. The record is from RefSeq and is a predicted model, not a curated record. The transcript is spliced from 10 exons.
ACUAAUAAUAAUAAUAAUAAUAAUACGCCAUUAGUGUUUCUUAAAUGGCGGCUUUCUCUCUUCCGGCUAAAUAAAUACCAAAAUCCUUGCGACGUACCGCAUCGGCCUGCAAGAUCUUACCGUUGCCCAACUCGUUGAUCCCGACCAGGUGCGGAGGAGCUGCCGAUCUGUCCAAAAUCCCGACUUGUUCUUGUGAGCUUGAUCGAUUUGGACAUCCGAGGGAGGGAUUUUUGGAAGACGGGGCUCGGAACCCUAGAUUCUUGGAUCGAUCGGGAAAGGAUUGGAUCGCGGUCUUCUCGUCGGAGCUGCUUGGGUCGGUGCUAGGUGUCGGGGAAAUGGGGAAGGUGGGAGUGACGACGGCUGUUGUGUGCGCGGCGGCGGCGGCGUGUGCCGUGACGGCGCUUGUCGUGCGUAACCGGAUGCGGAGCUCCGGAAAGUGGGCGCCGGUCGCUGCGGUGGUGAAGGAGCUCGAGGGGCGGUGCGCGACGCCCGUCGGGAAGCUGCGGCAGGUGGCCGACGCGAUGACGGUGGAGAUGCACGCUGGGCUCGCCUCCGAGGGCGGGAGCAAGCUCAAGAUGCUGAUCAGCUACGUUGACAACCUCCCGACUGGGGAUGAGACAGGUCUGUUUUAUGCUUUAGAUCUUGGAGGAACCAACUUCCGUGUCCUACGUGUACAACUGGGGGGAAAGGAGGGGCGUGUUGCAAAGCAAGAAUUUGAGGAGGUUUCCAUUCCACCACAUCUAAUGGUUGGAGGCUCAGAUGAACUUUUUGAUUUCAUUGCUUCGGCUUUAGCAAAGUUUGUUGCUUCCGAAGGUGAAGAUUUUCACCUUCCUGUUGGUAGGCAGAGGGAACUCGGUUUUACCUUUUCAUUUCCAGUGAGGCAAAUUUCUAUAGCGUCGGGCACCCUUAUUAAAUGGACAAAAGGUUUCAAUAUCGAUGGCACGGUUGGGGAAGAUGUGGUGGCUGAAUUGACUAGGGCCAUGGAAAGACAAGGUCUUGAUAUGCGAGUAUCAGCACUGGUUAAUGACACAAUUGGGACAUUAGCUGGUGGGAGAUAUUACGAUAAUGAUGUAGUUGCUGCUGUGAUAUUGGGCACCGGUACAAAUGCAGCCUAUGUAGAGCGUGCUCAUGCAAUACCUAAGUGGCAUGGUCUCUUACCCAAAUCAGGAGAGAUGGUUAUCAACAUGGAGUGGGGAAAUUUUAGGUCAUCUCAUCUUCCUACAACGGACUAUGAUCAAGCAUUAGAUAACGAGAGUUUAAACCCUGGUGAACAGAUUUUUGAAAAGUUAAUCUCUGGAAUGUACCUGGGAGAAAUUUUACGAAGAGUCCUCCUGAGAUUGUCUAAGGAAGCUUCCUUUUUUGGAGACUGUGUUCCACCAAAGCUUGAAGUUCCAUUCAUAUUACGGACCCCCGUUAUGUCAGCUAUGCACCAUGACACGUCAGCCGAUCUGAAAGUUGUUGGGAAAAAGCUGAAUGAAGUUUUAGGGAUCCCCGACACCUCUCUCAAAACAAGAAAAGUGGUAAUCCAGAUCUGUGACAUCAUUGCCAAGCGUGGGGCUCGCUUGGCAGCUGCUGGCAUAGUUGGUAUCCUGAAGAAGAUCGGGCGCGACAAUGCGGUGAAGGAUGGAGGCAGGACAGUUAUCGCCAUGGACGGUGGACUCUACGAACACUACACCAUCUUCAGCGAGUGCUUGCAAUGCACCCUCAAGGAGAUGCUCGGAGAAGAGGCCUCAUCUUCUGUUGUCGUCAAGCUGGCAAGCGAUGGAUCAGGCAUCGGUGCAGCUCUCCUCGCAGCUUCUCACUCUCAGUAUCUACAGCCUGUACUGUCCUAAAGGACUUGUUAAUUUAAUGUUGCGGAAACAAGAUGGUAGUCAAUCUCGCAGAAGGAAAGAAAAAGCGAGAAUUUAUUUACAGAGGUUGCUGUUUCCACCGCUGCCGCCGUAUGUUUGUAUCCUUUUUUUUAUCCUUUUUGCUAUCGUCUCUUCACUAUUGGCAAAUAAGAGGAGGAGAUCUGAUCCCUUCACAAAUCUUAUGGAUUGGUCUCCUGUCUGCAGCUGAUGCUGUGCCAGUAUUUAUCUGUAACAGUGGUUUUCUUCUACACUUUGAUGCAUGCUUGGCUUUGUUCUGUUUCCUAA